Messenger RNA from Insectozyma verbasci, 1284 nucleotides. The record is from the annotation of a GenBank genome assembly. NCBI's taxonomy places the organism in Eukaryota, Fungi, Ascomycota, Pichiomycetes, Serinales, Debaryomycetaceae.
AUGUCAUCAGCUCAGACUGCGUUCACAAGUUCUUCAAAUGGUGGUAAAAAUCACGGUACAACAACUAUAAAAAAAUCAGGUAAUAUAGCUGGUUUUUCUUCAAGUAAUGUUUCAUCAAAUUUGACUGCAAUUGAUACUUUUGGUAAUAAAUUUGAAGUUCCAGAUUUUACUAUAAAAGAAAUUUUACAAGUUAUACCUUCAGAGUGUUAUAAGCGUAAUUUGAUAACUUCAUUUUAUUAUGUAUUUAGAGAUAUCGCAUUAAUUUUGACCGUGGGUUAUUUUGCAAAUUCUUAUAUUCCAUUAAUUGAUUCACAAAUAAUUAGAGGUUGUUUAUGGGCUUCGUAUAGUUUUAUUCAAGGUUUAUUUUUAACUGGUAUUUGGGUUUUAGCUCAUGAAUGUGGUCAUCAAGCUUUUUCUGAUUAUGGUUGGGUUAAUGAUUUAACUGGUUGGUUUUUACAUUCAUAUUUAUUAGUUCCUUAUUUUUCAUGGAAAUAUACUCAUUCAAAACAUCAUAAAGCAACUGGUCAUUUAACUAGAGAUAUGGUAUUUGUUCCAAAAACAAAACAACAAUUUAUCGAAAGUAGAGGAGCUAAAGAUUUAGAUGAUUUAUUAGGUGAUUCUCCAAUUUAUUCAUUAUAUCAAUUAAUUUUACAACAAACAAUGGGAUGGAUUGGUCAUUUAUUUUUAAACUUAAGUGGUCAAAAACAUCCAAAUCAUAAAUUUUAUCAAGUUAAUCAUUUUAAUCCAACUUCUCCAUUAUUUGAUAAAAAAGAUUAUAAUUAUAUUUUAUUAUCUGAUUUAGGUAUAAUUUUACAAUCAACUAUUUUAUAUAUUUGGUAUAAACAAUUUGGUACCUUUAAUUUUGUAAUUAACUAUUUUAUUCCAUAUUUAUUUGUUAAUCAUUGGUUAGUUUUCAUUACAUUUUUACAACAUUCAGAUAUCAAAAUGCCUCAUUAUACUAAUGAUGAAUGGACUUUUGCAAGAGGUGCAGCUGCUACUAUAGAUCGUGAAUUUGGAUUUAUUGGUAAACAUUUAUUUCAUGAUAUUAUUGAAACUCAUGUUUUACAUCAUUAUUGUUCAAGAAUUCCAUUUUAUAAUGCAAGAAAAGCAAGUGAAGAAAUUAAAAAAGUUAUGGGUAAACAUUAUCAACAUUCUGAUGAAAAUAUGUGGGUUACUUUAUGGAAAUGUGCAAGAAUGUGUCAAUUUGUUGAUGGUGAUAAUGGAGUUUUAAUGUAUAGAAAUUUAAAUGGAUUUGGAGUAGAUCCAAAAAAGGAAAGAAAGUAA